AUGUGGAGAAAGGGUUUAAAACUUACUGGAGAUGUCACUUUGCCUGCUUCUCCUCGAGUCAAGACUCCUGGGUCUCAACACGGAGUUGCAGGUGGAGUGAUUGAGCCACCAAACUCUUCUGGAGUCAAGACUACUAAGUCUCAACUCAAAGCUGUAUUGGAAGACAAAGUCCUACCAAAAGUCGUAUCAAAAGCCGUACCCGUACCGAACGUUGUAUCGAGAGUCGAAGGAAGAGUCGAAGGACGAGUCGAAGGAAGAGUCGAAGGGAGAGUCGAAGGGAAUUUACCAAAUGUCCUAUCAAAAGUCGUACCUGUACGGAACGUUGUAUCGAGAGUCAAAGGGAGUAGACCAAAAGUCGUACCCGUCCCAAAUGUCCUAUUGAAAGUUGUACCGGUACCGAACGUCAUACCAAGAGUUGAAGGGAGAGUCGAAGGGAAUUUACCAGAAGUCCUAUCGAAAGUUGUCCCUGUACCGAACGUUGUAUUGAGAGUUAAAGGGAGAGUCAAAGGGAAUUUACCAGAAGUCCUAUCGAAAGUCGUACCCGUACCGAACGUCGUAUCAAGAGUUGAAGGGAGAGUCAAAGGGAAUUUUGAAGCAAAAGUGGAGGGGAGACUCAAAAGGAAAUUUGAGGGAAGAGUUGAAGGAAGACUUGAAGGGAGAGUAGAAGGGGAAUCUGGAGAAGUCAGAACAACGGAAGGGAGUGUUGAAGGGACAGUCAACAGUGAAGUAAUAGGGAAACAGACCAAGCGUCGCCAGUCUCGAGCUGAGAAGGAAUAUCACAAAGAGGGUCAGAACAUGAGAAAGCGUUGGGUCAGGAAGCUAAAAGACCUCAUUCCGGUUCAUCUCAAAGCACCCAAACAUGUCUGGAUGCAGGCGCUAUACCAUCUUAAACAGAAUGACGGACAAAAUGCAGUCAGAGAAUGGGCUGAGACCCACCAAGAGUCCCUCUCCAUUUAUCGACUUGCUCCUCCACCAACUCCCUUUCUCAUUCCACUCCCUGCCAAUACCUCACACAUCCAAGUCAAGAACCUUGUCAUACAUAUUCCGGACGCUUUUUCCACAGAGGUUGAGAGGAAGAUACUAGAGGCAUGGGAUUCCGCAAAAGCAGCAAAACCUAAGGGGUAUUCCGGCUGUAAUGCACGUCACGCUUCCAAUAAGGACGAACAUACCGAUGAUAUUAUUUACCAACAAGUCCUACAUCUACUUGAAUGGAAGCGAUAUAGCAAGGAUAUUUUUACCACUCGUGAUACUAAGCAGAAGGAGGAUGAAGAAGCUAUUUAUCAGCUCCUGCUACUCUGUUCAACCAUUGCCAAGCUUCUGGGACCCCGGGCGAAAGCCUUGCUUCAGCAACUUGAUUCUGGCGCGCUAAGACCAAUCAUAGAGUGA
Tremella mesenterica DSM 1558 is the source of this 1386-nucleotide messenger RNA. RefSeq lists its product as uncharacterized. The transcript has 3 exons. The coding region runs from base 1 to 1386 and encodes 461 amino acids. NCBI's taxonomy places the organism in Eukaryota, Fungi, Basidiomycota, Tremellomycetes, Tremellales, Tremellaceae. The record is from RefSeq and is a predicted model, not a curated record.